Messenger RNA from Symbiodinium natans, 1200 nucleotides. The record is from the annotation of a GenBank genome assembly. NCBI's taxonomy places the organism in Eukaryota, Dinophyceae, Suessiales, Symbiodiniaceae.
AUGUCUGGCUUGCCGAGGUGUGUCCGCCGAUGGAACCGUCAGCACACCCGUGAAGCCCGUGCCGUCGGCCUGUUCCUGAUGACUAUGGUUAUGUGCACGAUGUUUCUCCACUACACGACAUGCCUUUGGUUUGCAGUGGGCUUGAACCCAGAAGGCUGGGUUGGUGCAACCAAUCUGGAGCUUCUUCCCACAUCCGAACAGUAUCUGAAGACGGUUGAAUGGGCCCUUUCCCGCAUGCCCCCAUCGCGGACGACAGAAAACAUGCUUCUGAACACGCAGAUGGAGAGGUUCAUAGCCUUGCUAGCAACCGGCUCGGCGAUUCUUAUCGGUUCGGUGUUCACGUCAAUCGUGACCAAUGAACUGUCUGACAUACGCCGCGCUCACCGGACACGCUCUGAAGCAAAGAAUCAGGUUGAAGAUUACAUUGGAGCUUUCCCGGUAUCUUGGGAACUGGAGAAUGGUCUCAGGGACUACUUCCGAAGGAACACACAGGCUGGACUCACGCCAAGUAAGCAAGACAUGUCGAAAGUGCUGCCUGAGCAUCUGUAUCGUGAGUUGUGCCGUGAAGCUCUUUCCCCGGUGCUCGUAAACCACGAGUUCUUUGGCAAGCUAGCUGGCAGGUUUGUGGCCUUGCAGUACGACUUGUGUCACAAGGCCUUGACCGAUUGGAGCGUGUCUCCCCAUGAAACCCUCUUCUCCACCGGACCAACUUGCACCAGCAUGCUGAUCGUGGCUUGUGGAAGUAUUUGGUAUCGACGGAUGCACGCAUCAGCUUCGUGUGAGCUUGCGAUGGAUCCCAAGCCAAAAUCUUCAAGCAGCUUCCGACGGCGGUCUUGGGCAUCCAUUCUUCCAAUGGACGGAAGGCAGCCUGCGUUCGCAUCACAGCUGGGGACAUGCGAUUGGCUUUGCGAGGCUUGCCUCUGGACCCCCUGGAACUACGUUGGGAAGGCUAUGUCCGAGACGUCUGCCUCCCUCCUGUGCCUCAGCCACCAAUCCUUGCAGGAGCUGAUCUCUGUUCACAAAGAUGUCCGGUCCCAGGUCUACAUGUAUGCUCGAAUCUUUGUGAAAUCACUCAACGACCUGGAUGAGCUGUCUGAUCUACCAGUACCAAUGCCAAGUGAGGGGCUGACGUUCCUAGCGGACCGCGGCCCCCUUCGCCUUGGUGAAGCGAGUCAAACCAUGUCAAGCUAUCGUGACUGA